CGGGCACACCGACGCUGCGCGCUACGAGAGGGUGAUACCGGAACACGUCAGCCUUUGCCUAACGAGUUUUGUCUACGUGAUAAACGACGGCUGGAGUGAUAAAUUGCGAGUUAUCAGCGAGCUUUGGACAUUGCUCUUACAAGGCCAAUCCUGACGAGACGUUCAUUAUGCGGAGCCGAUAGCAGCAGCUACGGAACGGUGCGUGCGUGCAAGUACGCAGCGAAUAGAGCAACAGCGGUGCCGUCAGCGGUGCGUGUUCGUCAGGUUCGUCUUCGUCGGGCGAGUGUGUCGCUUGCAUAUACUUGGUGAGACGACCAGGGGAGGCUUUUUCCGUCAUGAUGAUCGCCCGGGCUUUACGUGGCGUGCUCGCAGCCAACAAAUCGAUUAAUCUGUACUCACAGUCACAAUUACUGCAGCAUAAUCAGUACUUGGUGGUGGGACAAUUGACACGUAUGCUGUCGUCUCAUCAUUUCUCUAAGAAUAUUGAAUUUCUUACGCAAGAUAGUCACGUAUCUUCGAAGAAUGUAGCGCGUAACGGGAAUGUGAUAAAUAAUCGUCCAUUGUUAGUAAUUCUUACUUGGCUGUUAUCGAAACGACGUCACGUCAUGAAGUUUGUUAAUUUGUACAUGGAACAAGGUUUCGAUGUGGCAGUGGUGUCCCUUACACCGUGGCAACUUAUGUGGCCUACAAAAGGUUCCAGAUUAGUCGCAGCAGAUUUGUUAACUUUCUUAAAGCAGAAUGAGAAUUACGAGCAGAUCCUGCUGCACGGUUUCUCAGUAGGUGGUUACAUGUGGGGCGAAGCUUUAGACUUGAUUCAGAACGACAAAGAGAAGUACAGUAACAUUACAGACAGAAUUGUCGGACAAGUGUGGGACAGUAUAGCCGACGUUGGUCAAAUCGUGAUAGGCUUCCCUCAAGCAGUAUUUCCAAAAAAUAUGGUGCUGCAGUCGAUGUUGAAAAAAUAUUUAGAGUAUCACAUGAAAACAUUCCAUCAGCAAUCAACGCAGUAUUACAUCCGGUCUAGUCAAGUGUUUCACACUGCUAGCGUACGUGUACCGGCGUUACUAUUUGUUAGCAAGACCGACCCAGUCGGAGCUAUAACCAGCAACUUGGUCCUGCGUGAUGCCUGGGAAUCUAUAGGCAUAAAGACGUACAUGAAGACAUUCGAGGAGUCGCCGCACGUCGCUCACUUCUAUACUUAUCCUAAGGAAUACGUUGCCGAGCUGUACGCCUUUCUACAGAAGCUGAAUCUAAUACAGAACGAGGAGAAGAUUAGGGCGCGCCUUUGAGCAUCUUUUGAUAUCACGUAUUAACGCAUUUUCUUUAAUAUAGUCUUUCUAAAAUGAUAUUACACUCCUUGCAUUUGUAAUAUUCAGCACUUGCCAUGUAUGCGCAUAAUAUAUACACAUAGUACAUGUUUUUAUAUAUUUACACUUGUAGAGCGUUUGUACAAAAUUAGAGAAUCAUAAAGAUAUUCGGCCAGUGACAUAUAUAUCUUUAUACGAUAUAUACACACACACACACACAUCUAAAAGAUGAUAGAGAGUCCUGUAUUUUUAUACAAUUGAUUUUCUAAAAGGAUUGCAUAGGUAAUGUACAUCAUUUAUUAUCGUUUCAAUGCAAAUAGUAUUCAGACUGCAAGUUCGUACGUUCAACGAAUUUUUUCUUUUUAUACAAUAAAAAGGUCCGAAACAAAUACUUCAAGGAAGCACGAUUAUUAUUGUACUGAGCAUUAUAGAUUGUUGUAUGAGCUACGAAAUACAUUAGGUAACAAUUUUA
Ooceraea biroi (clonal raider ant) is the source of this 1779-nucleotide messenger RNA. Its product is annotated as transmembrane protein 53-like lethal (2) k09913. Gene Ontology annotation, molecular function: serine hydrolase activity. The record is from RefSeq and is a predicted model, not a curated record. NCBI's taxonomy places the organism in Eukaryota, Metazoa, Arthropoda, Insecta, Hymenoptera, Formicidae.